AUGGAACCUUUGGCAACAACCAUUCGUUUCCUCACGCUGAACUGCCGAACACUAUCCAGUGAACUCCAACAAGCCGCUCUAUCCACACUUCUGCGAUAUCUCUGUAUGCCUUUUGCUGCAUUGCAGGAAACACGCAUGAGAGAUCGGCCUGUCAUCAGCAUCGAAAAUUACACCAUAUACUGCGGCGAUGCUGAUGAGAACAAAGUAGGUGGCUGCGCGAUAGCUGUGAGGAACGAUUACACGAACCUGGUGAAGGAAUUUGGUUCAACGUCGUCUAGAUGCGCCUUUCUACGACUGCGGGAUCGCAGAGGACGUAAACUCUCGAUCGUAAGUGCUCACGCACCUACGAAAGCCGAUGAGGACAACAGUGGUCACUUCGGAAUCGACGCAAAUGCGAAGAUGAGACUUGAACAGCCAUCCGACGUGCUAGGAAAAUGGUAUUAUCCAGCGGAGCGCACGUCGGACAACGGUAACCGUCUGGCCGACUUCUGCGAACAGACGGUCACCGUUGUCAACAGACUGGCCUCAUCAUCGCUUCCACGUUUAAGAGGAAUCAUCGACGCCAUCAGCUCACGUGGCAGGGGUCAACCCUUUUAA
Necator americanus (New World hookworm) is the source of this 597-nucleotide messenger RNA. RefSeq lists its product as uncharacterized. NCBI's taxonomy places the organism in Eukaryota, Metazoa, Nematoda, Chromadorea, Rhabditida, Ancylostomatidae. Bases 1 to 597 code for a protein of 198 amino acids. The transcript is spliced from 2 exons. The record is from RefSeq and is a predicted model, not a curated record.